AGUUGCACAUGGUUUCUGUCAGAGGAGGUUCACUUUCCUCAGGCUCUAGAUGGCAGAGGGAUGAUGCCAGGAAGCUGCAGGCAAAAACAUGUUUAAAACUUUAGGGGAGCUUUGACGACUUUCCUUUUGCUUUAAUAGACUUGCAAGUAUAUUUCCCAUAAUCUAAAAAUCAGACAGUUUUGCACUUGCACAGGUUGUCGGUAUGGAGUAACAUUCAAUGUGCCUGAGUCCUGAAACAUUUGUCGCUCACCAAUUUUCAAAUCUGUGGAAAUAAGACACUGUGGGACUUCUUUCACUGGAAAACUGGAAAGUGAGUUCAAUGGCAACUUGCUGACUAUUUUCAUUGUUACUGGACACUUGCUUUGUGGAGGAAAGAAAAAGGUGAAGAGGACUGCAAUAUCAUCAAUUUGAAGAUCAGCAAAACAGACGAGGAUCCUUCAGCGAGGAAUCAUGAAAGACAACUACGGUGGAUACGAGAACCAGCUAUUCAAAGAGGAGGAUUUCAGUGGAGAAGAGGAAGUGCCUUCAUUUAGAGGUCGCAGCAGAGGCGGAUGCAUGCGGUGCCAGCAGAGUCAGUCUCUCCAGCUGGCUGUCAAAGUCCUCUAUGGCUUUGUUGCCUUCCUCGUCAUUACUGUGGCAGUGCUGGCAUCACUUGUGUUCAGAAGGGUUGAAAGUCUGUCUGAGGAGGAGUCCACUUAUCACAAGAAGAUCUCCAGGGUUCAGCAGGGAAUAGAUGAUCUGAGCUCCACCUCUAACUGUUCAGGCUGUCUGGAUGUGACUCUGUACAGCAAGGAGAUCAGCAGGCUGAAGAGAGAGUUUGAAGACAUCCAGAGAAUGUUACUGGGACAGGAGCAGGUCCUGGACCAGGUCUCCCAGUCCCAGGCCACAGUGAAGGCCACCAGUACCCGUUUGGCACGCGACAUGCAAAACCACCUCAUGUCAAUCAAACUUCUCAACCAGUCGCUGGAGAGGUACCUGGAUCGAGUGGACGGCUGGAAGGACGUGAUUGAGGAAACUGAAGAGAAAAUGAAGACUCUGACGGAGGAUCAGUAUCGCAUCAAAGCUACGGCACAGCAAGUGAACAUGACGGUGGCACUCAGUACCAUGUGGAUAGAUGCUUUGCAGAGAAAAGCAGAUGAGGAGACUCUGGUCCUCCAGAAGUUGACCAGCGACUGGCAAAACUACAGCCGAGUUCUGAGUGCCAUCAAAAGCAACGUGAGCAGCACAACCCAAAACAUGCGUUUCCUUCAAAACAACAUUGUGGCAGAUCACCAGAGAAUCGCCAUGUCCAACGAGGUGUACUACGACCUCACCCAACAGGUGAUGAACCUGCAAAUGCAGCUUGACAAUGUGACAUCUUUCAUGGAUGAACAUGAGGAGAAUAUGCAUGACCUUCACUACCAUUCCAGGUACUAUGAGAACCGGACAGGUGAGCGUUUCUCUGCACUGGAUGGUCGUCUGAACUCCAUCUCCAUGGAGAUUGAUACAAUCUCCUCCAGCAUCAACGCCACCGUUAGCCACGUCCAGAGCAUGUACAAGUACAUCAACAUCGAGAGCUCGUCCUGCCAGAGCCGCAUGGGCAGACACACAGAAGAUCUACAGAACCUCAACAACACAGUUUUGUUACUCCUCCAUUUGGCCGACACACUCAGACAACAAAACAUGUUGCUGAAUGUGCGACUGGGUAUGGAUGUCAGGAACCUGUCCAUGGUGAUGGAGGAGAUGAAGCUUGUGGAUGUUCAUCAUACCCAGCUCAUAAAGAACUUCACUAUAGUAAAAGGUGCUCCAGGACCACCAGGGCCCAAAGGGAACCGUGGUGAGACCGGCUCAAAAGGACCUGUGGGACUGACUGGGAAAAAAGGUGAUAGAGGCCUUGCAGGAAUCCAAGGAUUGGCCGGAGAGAAGGGCUCAGUUGGGCUUAAAGGGGAACCAGGUCUAACAGGCCCCAAAGGCAACAAAGGGCCAUUAGGACUCAAAGGAGCCAAAGGGUCUUUUGGUUCUCCUGGGCCGAGUGGUGAGAAGGGCCAGAAAGGUGACAUGGGCAUCUCUGGAACGGAAGGUGUCUCUGGACCUGCCGGGCCUCCAGGGAUCCAGGGUCAGUCAGGACUACCAGGCAUCAUUGGGCCACCAGGACCAAGGGGAAAACCAGGGCCACAAGGACCACCUGGACCACCAGGAACCCCUGGACCACCAGGCUUCUCGUACCCCCAUGACCGAAUCAACACUCAGCAGCGGACCGUGACACCCGCUACUGGAUCCAAGAGACAGUAGAAAAAGGAACGAAGACAUUGACUCAGAGGUGAUUUGUCUGAAAGGAACUGAAGGGAUCUCAUCCAUUGUGACUGAAGAUGCAAUAAUCCAUUUCUAUGGGAUUAUGCAAGACAAAUGCAACAAGUCUAUUUCGAGAUGGGGCUCAAAGGAGGCAUUCCCCUGACAAUACAACAUGGCCACAUGAAAUGAACCAAGAGGAAGGUGUAAAAAAUACAAAACUCUGUGUACUCUGAGUAAUGAGACAGAACAGUACCUGAGGCCAAAAAUGAAAUGUGUUUGGACAGACCUGGACUUUUGUAUGGAGAUAUGUUGAAGAAAACUGCCUCUAUGCAACACAUGGGUCUCAGAGCUACUUCUAAUGAGCAGCACCAAAGCAAAAGAAUACCCAAAUCAAGCAACGAAUGACACAGUCUAAGAUUUUACCAGAAUUUAAAACUUGUCUUAGAUCAAGAGGUUAUUAAGAAUACAAAAAAUGCAUCUUUUAGUGAAUAUUAAGUCUUGCCUUGUUGAAUGCACUAAAAUUAAAGAAUAUGUUUGAGGUUGUUGUCAAGCCACCAAAACCUCAUGGGGCAUAAUAAAUAGGAGGGCUUUUAACCACAGAUUUGGACUGCAGCAGCGGUGUUUUCCCAUUUCCCACUACUCAAGGGUUUACAUUCUCAUGCAUUCCUACAACCUCGAUUUCAAAAUAGUUGAGAGGCUGUGUAAAACCUAAUGAAAACAGAAUGCAAUGAUUUGCAAAUCCUUUAUGACCUACAAAGAUAAUAUAUUUAAUAUUCAAACUCAUUAGUGCUAUUGGUUUUUUUUUAGCAAUUAUAUACACUCAUUCUGAAUUUGAUGCCUGCAACACAUUUUGAACUAGUUGGGACAGAAGCAACAUAAAAAAGGAGAAAGCUGUGGAACGCUAAAAAAAACAUCUGUUUGGAACAAUUACAAGGAAUUUAGGGGUUCCACUGGCUACGAUUCAUAAUAUCAUUAAAACAUUCAGAGAAUCCAGAGAAAUCUCUGCAUGUAAGGGGUAAGGCCAAAAACCAAGAUCCCUCACAUGACUAUAUAAAGGGUACCACAUGGGCUCAGGAACACGACAGAUACAACAGUGUGACUUUGCAGUAGAGGAGCAUGGGUACUUGACUGUCUGCCAUUGAAAAUGUGAGGAGCAUUAUGAGGUCCAAAGAGAUCUACGAGAUCAGAGACACAAGACCAUUUGGUGUAUAUGAAGCAAGAAUAGGAAAAUAUUUCACUUUCAAAACUUCAACAAUUAAUGUCUUCAGUUUCCACACAUUGAGUGUUGUUAAAAGGUGACAUAACAAAUGGUGCCAUUGCCUUAACUUUUUUGGAAUGUGUUGCUUAAUUUAAAUUCAGAUCAAGUGUAUAUAAUAUUCACAAUAAAGGUUACCUUUUGAAUUUAAA
Scatophagus argus is the source of this 3678-nucleotide messenger RNA. RefSeq names its product scavenger receptor class A, member 3 (gene scara3). The coding region runs from base 451 to 2271 and encodes 606 amino acids. Lineage: Eukaryota; Metazoa; Chordata; Actinopteri; Scatophagidae. The transcript is spliced from 12 exons. The record is from RefSeq and is a predicted model, not a curated record.